GGGAAGCCGCGGAGGCUCCGCCAUGGCCUCGGGAGCCGGAGGAAUUGGAGGGGGCGGUGGCGGCAAGAUCCGGACGCGGCGUUGCCACCAGGGGCCAAUUAAGCCUUACCAGCAGGGGCGACAACAGCACCAGGGCAUUCUUAGCAGGGUUACAGAAUCUGUUAAGAAUAUUGUGCCAGGAUGGUUACAAAGAUACUUCAACAAGAAUGAAGAUGUAUGUGGCUGCUCGUCAGAUACAAGAGAGGUUCCACAGUGGCCAGAAAAUAGAGAAGAUGAUCAUUUGGUCUAUGCUGAUGAGGAGAGCUCUAAUAUUCAUGAUGGGAGAAUCACUCCUGAGCCAACAGUCAGUAAUACAGAAGAACCCUCAACAACUAGUACUUCUUCAAAUUACCCAGAUGUAUUAACAAGGCCUUCUCUUCAUCGGAGCCAUAUGAAUUUCUCCAUGUUGGAAUCUCCUGCAUUACACUGCCAGCCCUCCACAUCCUCGGCAUUCCCAAUUGGCAGUUCUGGAUUUUCCCUUGUAAAGGAAAUUAAAGAUUCUACCUCUCAGCAUGAUGAUGAUAACAUCUCAACUACCAGUGGUUUUUCUUCAAGAGCUUCUGAUAAAGAUAUAGCUGUUACGAAGAACACUUCAGUGCCACCUCUGUGGUCCCCGGAGGCUGAACGUACUCCUUCACUCUCACAGCACGCUGCCACCAGCUCGAAAAAGCCGUCAUUCAACUUGGCUGCCUUUGGAACACUUUCUCCUUCACUUGGGAAUUCUGCAAUCCUUAAAACAAGUCAGCUUGGAGAUUCUCCGUUUUAUCCUGGAAAAACCGCGUACGGCGGGGCGGCGGCGGCCGGGAGACGGCCUAGACCGCGAGACACCGCGCGCCAGGCACCAGUCAGAAGACAGAUGAAAGCUAAGCAGCUUAAUGCACAAUCCUAUGGUGUGACCAGUUCAACAGCUCGGCGAAUAUUGCAGUCUUUAGAGAAGAUGUCAAGCCCUCUAGCGGAUGCAAAAAGAAUACCAUCUGUUGUUUCUUCUCCCCUGAAUUCUCCUCUGGAUAGGAGUGGAAUAGAUACCACUGCAGACUUUCAGGCCAAAAGGGAAAGGGUGGACUCUCCGUAUCCUCCUGUUCAGAGACUCAUGACCCCAAAGCCAGUUUCCAUAGCAAAUCGAACUGUUUAUUUUAAACCAUCUCUGACCCCGUCUGGUGAAUUAAGGAAGACUAAUCAAAGAAUAGAUAAAAAGCACAGUACCGGGUAUGAAAAACCUGUGACGCCAGGACAAACUAGAGAACAGCGAGAAAGUGGCUUUUCUUAUCCAAAUUUCAGUAUGUCUGCAGCCAAUGGUUUAUCUUCUGGAGUAGGUAGUGGAGGCGGCAAGAUGAGACGAGAGAGAACGCACUUUGUUCCAUCUAAGCCUCCGGAGGAGGAGGAAAUGGAAGUACCAGUAUUGCCGAAAAUCUCUCUACCCAUCACCAGUUCUUCACUGCCUACCUUCAAUUUUAGUUCCUCUGUGAUCACAACGUCCUCUCCAUCACCCAUUAGUUCUUCACAAUCAUUAACAAACAAGGUACAAAUGACCUCUCCAAACAGCACUGGCAGCCCCAUGUUUCGAUUUUCAUCUCCAAUUGUAAAAUCUACUGAGGCAGAUGUACUACCUCCAUCAUCUAUUGGAUUUAUAUUCAGUGUGCCUGUUGCAAAAACAGCAGAACUUUCUGGCUCUAGUAGUUUUUCAGAACCAAUUAUAAGUACUAGUUCAGCUCAAGAUAUCAGUGCAGUGAAUAGUACAAGCUGUAAGAAGAAGCCAGAUGAAGAUUGUGAGGGCCCUUUUAGACCUGCAAAAACCCUGAAAGAGGGAAGUGUUCUAGAUGUUCUCAAAAGCCCUGGUUUUGCAUCACCGAAGGCAGAUUCUCUUGCUGCUCAGCCUCCUACCACAAGCCCAGUUGUUUAUACAAGACCAGCAAUAAGUAGCUUUUCUUCUAGUGGCAUCGGGUUUGGGGAAAGUUUAAAAGCUGGACCGUCGUGGCAGUGCGAUACUUGUCUACUCCAGAACAAACUUACAGACAGCAAGUGCAUAGCCUGUCAGGCGGCAAAGCUGCCGCCCAAAGAGACUGCGAAACAAACUGGAAUUGGGACACCGAGUAAAAGUGACAGAUCAGCUCUUCCCUCCUCAGGGACGGGGUUCGGAGACAAAUUUAAACCGGCAGUAGGCACUUGGGAUUGUGAUACCUGCUUAGUGCAGAAUAAACCUGAGGCGAUAAAAUGCGUGGCCUGUGAAACCCCGAAGCCCGGGACCGGUGUGAAGCGAGUCCUUACGCUGCCCACAGCUCCGGAGAGCGCGGCGACUGCGACUGCCGCCUCUGCCACAUGCACUGUGACCACUGCCGCCUUAGGGUUUGCAGAGCAGUUUAAAAGGCCCGUGGGCUCUUGGGAGUGUCCAGUAUGCUGUGUUUUUAAUAAUGGCGAAGACAGUAAAUGUGUGUCCUGUGUGUCUGAGAAACCAGGAAGUUCGGUACCUGCUUCAAGUAGCAGCACUGUCCCCACCUCUCUGUCUCCUGGAAGCUGCUUGGGAUUAGACAAGUUCAAGAAACCCGAGGGCAGCUGGGACUGUGAAGUGUGCCUGGUACAGAAUAAAGCAGAUGCUACUAAAUGUGUGGCGUGCGAAAGUGCAAAGCCGGGCACAAAAUCUGAGUUUAAAGGCUUUGGCACAUCUUCCUCUUCUUCGAACCCAGCAGCCUCAUCCUUCAAAUUUGGUAUCCCAUCAUCCUCUUCUGGACCUUCUCAGACCUUAACAAGCACUGGAAAUUUUAAGUUUGGAGAUCAGGGAGGCUUCAAAAUCGGAGUGUCCUCAGAUUCUGAGUCUCCAAACUCCGUGAGUGAAGGCUUUAAAUUUCCUAAACCAUUAGGAGAUUUUAAAUUUGGAGUUUCGUCUGAGACUAAACCUGAGGAAGCUAAAAAGGACAGUAAGAGUGAGAACGAUUUUAAGUUUGGACUUCCUUCGGGCCUAAGUAACACAGCUUCGUUAGCUCCGUUUCAGUUUGGCGUGUCUAAUCUCGGGCAGCAGGAGAAGAAAGAGGAACUACCGAAGUCUUCGUCUGCGGGCUUCAGCUUUGGUCCCGGUGUUAUUAACCCCACACCUGCUGCUACCAACACCGCGGUGACCUCUGAGAGCAAGAGCAGCUUCAGCUUUGGAACCCUAGAAACCAAGAGUGUUUCAGUGGCUCCUUUCACGUGUAAGACGUCAGAAGCCAAAAAAGAAGAAAUGCCUGCCGCCAAAGGAGGGUUCACGUUUGGCAGCAUAGAACCCGCCCCUCCGCCAGCUGCCUCGUUGUUCGCGCUGGGAAGGACAGAAGAGAAGCAGCAGGAGCAGGUCACUUCCACUUCUCUGGUGUUUGGGAAGAAAGCUGACAGCGAAGAGCCAAAGUGUCCAUCAGUGUUUUCCUUUGGAAAUUCAGAGCAGACCAAAGAGGAGAGUUCUUCAAAGUCCACCUUUAGUUUCAGCGUGGCAAAACCAGCCGAGAAGGAAGCGGAACAGCCAACAAAGGCUGCUUUCACAUUUGGAACGCCAACCAAUACUGCGGCUGAUCCGGGGGCCACGAAGCCGGCGUUCACCUUCUUGAACAGCAGCGCCCCCACGUCCAGCGCGCCGGCCCCGGCUGCCGCGGGGGGCAUGUUCGGGAGCUCCGCCGCCGCCUCCAGCGCGCCCGGGACUGCCUUUGUGUUUGGACAGGCCGGCAACCCUGGGAGCGGCCCUGCCUUCGGGAGCGCGGCCGAGUCGGGCGCGUCUCAGUCGUUGCUCUUUUCUCAAGAGAGCAAACCAGCAACCACGUCGAGCGCGGCGGCGGCCGUAACCCCGUUCGUCUUUGGGCCGGGAGCCAGCAGCCACAGCACCGCCACCUCCGGCUUCAGUUUCGGAGCCACGACCACAUCCAGCUCUGCAGGAUCCUCCUUUGUAUUUGGCACGGGGCCUUCGGCGCCAUCUGCCAGUCCAGCAUUUGGUGUUAACCAAACCCCGACAUUUGGACAGAGUCAAGGUGCCAGCCAGCCCACUCCCCCAGGCUUUGGAGCUCUGUCCUCGUCAGCGGCGUUGUUUUCUGCUGCCCCUCAGCCCACACCGCCUACCUUCGGGAGCGUGUCAAGCAGCAGCCAGCCUCCUGUGUUUGGACAGCAGCCGAGUCAGUCUGCCUUUGGGUCCGCAGCAGCUCCGAGUUCCGGUUCUUCAGUUUUCCAGUUCGGCAGCAGCAGCACCACCAAUUUCAACUUCGCGAACAACAACCCGUCGGGAGUGUUCACGUUCGGGGCGAAUCCCGGCACCCCCGCCGCCUCGGGCCAGCCCUCCGGCUCCGCGGCCUUCGCGUUCAGCCAGUCUUCGGCCGCGUUCACAGUGGGGUCAAACGGGAAAAAUAUGUUCUCUUCUUCCGGAGCUUCGGUUCCUGGCCGCAAGAUAAAGACUGCUGUCAGGCGCAGGAAAUAAAGGUCGCGGUGUGUCCCACACCACGUUGGCAACUGCUGGUGCCCUGCUUCUCAGAUCCCGGCCGUACUGUGCGUGGUGGGGCUGGCUGUGGUCAGACCUGCCCGACGACUUCCUGAGUUCGCGCCCCCCCCCC
Messenger RNA from Lontra canadensis (Northern American river otter), 4595 nucleotides. It is a transcript of the gene NUP153, whose product is annotated as nucleoporin 153. Gene Ontology annotation, molecular function: structural constituent of nuclear pore. The coding region runs from base 23 to 4462 and encodes 1479 amino acids. Gene Ontology annotation, cellular component: nuclear pore. Gene Ontology annotation, biological process: protein import into nucleus; RNA export from nucleus. Lineage: Eukaryota; Metazoa; Chordata; Mammalia; Carnivora; Mustelidae. The record is from RefSeq and is a predicted model, not a curated record. The transcript has 22 exons.